Dibothriocephalus latus is the source of this 222-nucleotide messenger RNA. NCBI's taxonomy places the organism in Eukaryota, Metazoa, Platyhelminthes, Cestoda, Diphyllobothriidea, Diphyllobothriidae. The record is from the annotation of a GenBank genome assembly.
GUGGAACGCCUACAACCGAAUUACUGGCCCUCUAACCAAAUCUACCUGGCAAAAUGUGAAUUUGCUCGUUCGUGCUACACAGAGGCGAAGACAUGGAUAACGCGUGCCGCGGAGUUACUCCAGGACAAGGACAAAUCCAUUGGCGACGAGACUGAUCGCGCUGAACUGUUGGCUGAAGUGGCCGUCCUUCAACCAAAAUACACCUCCUAUGUCUAUGUCUGA